Molecule: messenger RNA, 1900 nt
Organism: Sinocyclocheilus rhinocerous
Lineage: Eukaryota; Metazoa; Chordata; Actinopteri; Cypriniformes; Cyprinidae
Gene: cyp2k8
Product: cytochrome P450, family 2, subfamily K, polypeptide 8
Exons: 9
Coding region: 114-1637 (507 amino acids)
Biological process (GO): xenobiotic metabolic process
Cellular component (GO): cytoplasm; intracellular membrane-bounded organelle
Molecular function (GO): oxidoreductase activity, acting on paired donors, with incorporation or reduction of molecular oxygen, reduced flavin or flavoprotein as one donor, and incorporation of one atom of oxygen; heme binding; iron ion binding
Source: RefSeq, a predicted model, not a curated record
GCUUUCAGCUCCUCCCUUCAUGUUUUCAGCAUGUUGAGACACAAUGACCUGAAAAUUACUUAAACACAGAUUUGGUGUGAAGACUCACAGUUGUUUUGGAGAGCUCUCUGACUAUGGCUUUAGUGGAAACGCUUCUCAUGCAUGUGUCCUCCACAGGAGCUUUGCUCGCUGCUGUGCUGUUGUUUUUGGUUGUUUAUCUCUUCUCCAACAGCUCCAGCUCUCCAGAAGAUCCUCCAGGACCCAAACCACUGCCACUGCUGGGGAACCUGCUCCUAUUAGACCUCAGACAACUUCAUGUGAGCCUCUGCAAAUUGUCCAAGAAAUACGGGUCAGUGUUCACAGUGCAUUUUGGACCCAAGAAGGUUGUGGUUUUGGCAGGAUACAAGACAGUUAAACAAGCACUUGUGAACCAGGCGGAGGAAUUCGGGGAAAGAGACAUUACCCCCAUAUUCCAGGAUUUCAAUCAUGGACUCGGAAUCGUCUUUGCUAAUGGCGACGGCUGGAAGGCGAUGAGAAGAUUCGCUCUUUCAGCUCUUCGAGACUUUGGAAUGGGCAAGAAGCUGAGCGAGGAGAAAAUAGUGGAUGAGACACGUUACCUGCGGGAGGUGUUUGAGAAGUUUCAAGGAAAACCAUUUGACACGACACAACCGGUGAAUUAUGCCGUCUCCAACAUUAUCUCAGCUAUUGUUUAUGGGAAACGAUUUGAAUAUGAGGACCCAAAGUUUCAGGAUAUGGUGGACAAGGCAAACAAGAACAUCCGCAUGCUUGGUUCUGCUGUGAUACAGAUUUACAACAUGUGUCCGUUUCUUGGUCCCUGGAUGAAGACGUGGAGACUGCUGAUGGAAAAUGUGGAAAGCUUCAGAAGAGAAAUAAAGGAGCUGGUGAACGUCUUACAGGAGACUUUGAAUCCGCUUGACAGCAGAGGAUUCAUCGACUCCUUCCUCAUUCACAAACAAAGCAUACAAGAAUCUGGAGAAAAAGAGUCACAUUUCCACGAGCAGAAUCUGCUCAUUACGGUGUCAAACCUCUUUUCUGCUGGUACAGACACGACUGGCACGACGCUGCGCUGGGGUCUGAUGCUCAUGGCCAAAUACCCUCAUAUACAAGAUCGGGUUCAGGAGGAGACUGACCAGGUACUUGCUGGCCGUGAACCUGUUUCAGAGGAUAGAAAGAACUUGCCAUAUACAAACGCUGUAAUCCAUGAAGUUCAGAGACUGGCUAAUAUUGUACCCAUGAAUCUCCCUCAUAUGACCAGCUGUGACGUUAUCUUCAAUGGAUACUUCAUCAAGAAGGGGACGUGUGUUCUACCGCUGCUGACGUCUGUGUUGAGGGAUGAGAAUGAGUGGAAGACACCAAACACCUUCAACCCUCAACACUUUCUAGAUGAGAAGGGUCAGCUGAAGAAACGAGACGCCUUCAUGCCCUUCUCUGCCGGCCGCAGGGCUUGUCUUGGAGAGAGUUUGGCCAGGAUGGAGCUCUUUCUGUUCUUCACCUCCCUCCUUCAGCAUUUCCGCUUCACUCCUCCUCCAGGAGUGUCUGAAGAUGAGCUGGAUCUCACACCAGUCGUGGGUCUGACUUUGAACCCUUCACCCCACAAACUGUGUGCAAUCAGUAGAGCCGAACGACAACUAAACUGAUCCAUCAAUCAACUGGGAAAAGUUCAGGUUUAAUAAAUAUUACUUAAGCUAUCCAAAAACCCAGUGCAAUUAUUCUAGUUUGUAUUUUUACAUGAACAAUGUACUUUUCUAGCUAUAGUGAGCUUAAAACCAUGCCAUAUAUAAAAUAAGAAGUGAAGUGUGUCUGAUUAAAGCACUUUUGUGAGUUACUGCACCAUUUUGGCAGCAAAAGCUUUUUAAUUGAUGUCAGUGUUUUCUGGCUAAGUACAAAUUAUUUUGUAAAA